AUGAACAAACUUCAUGUUACUAAGAAGAAGAAAAUAGCUAGGGAUAUCAAUGAUUAUGCAAAUAAUCAAGCAUACCCUAAGCCUCCACCUAGUGUUCAAACAAGCAUUAAUGAUAAUUGCAAUAAUCAAGAGGGGAACAAUCUUGUUAAUAAUUCCAACUCUCUACAUAUCAAUGGUAACAUCUCAAAUGAGCAAGGUCAACCCCUAAGAAGAAGCCCAAGGUUCAUUAAUAAUAACAAUAACAGUAACAAUGGAGGUAACAACAACUUCAGUAAUGAUAGACAAAAUCAGUCUUUUGAUAACAAUGAAGGUGUAGAUGUUCAGAACCAACAGGAUUUUCGGCCAUUUAUCAAUGGCCGGUGGAACAAACGUCAGUCAACUUAUCAGCAGAAUUCAACAAGGAACUGGAGAAGAACACGCAGGAGAUAG
Messenger RNA from Protopterus annectens (West African lungfish), 429 nucleotides. RefSeq names its product myb-like protein D. The transcript has a single exon. Lineage: Eukaryota; Metazoa; Chordata; Ceratodontiformes; Protopteridae. The record is from RefSeq and is a predicted model, not a curated record. Bases 1 to 429 code for a protein of 142 amino acids.